UCCAAUGGCAAGCCUUUCCCUUUCAGAUGCUGUCGCUGCAGACUGCUCCACGCCUGAUGAACUCCGGGAACUCGCUGACUGAAGAAACCCAGGGGAUUGAAAACCAGAGGAAUGGGGUGUCUUACCUGGCUGAAGAGCGUGGCAUUGCAAUGAAGGAUGCCCAGGACUUGAGAGAGGCCCCGUGUGUGAUGCCUAAGGAAAAGUGCUUCACAAAGUGUGACCGGGCUCUGAAAAGUGCAGGUGUCUCCAUAGACCUGCAGAGAUCAUCCAGGUCUGCAUGGCACUGCAAGGUGGCUUGGUUCCUGUGCACUCAAAACGUGGUGGAGACCUUUGAGCAGCUGGACAUGUCUCCAGGCUACUGCUGGCGUUUGAAAGCAUCUCAGAGCCAGGUGGUCUUCAACUUGCCCACAAAAGUCCAGCCGACUGCAGUCACUGUGCAGCACUCAGUGGAAACAAACCUGUGGCACGUCAGCAGCGCUCCCCGUGAUUUUGCUGUCUUUGGCCUGGAUGAGGAAGGAGAGAAGGAAGCUUUGCUUGGGAAAUUCACCUAUGAUGUCAGGAAAGAGGUGACCCAGACCUUCCAACUGCAGACCGAGACCCCCAGAGCUUUUUGGCAUAUAAAGCUCGUCGUACUCAACAACUGGGGAAAUGCAGGACACACCUGUAUUUAUCGGGUGCAGGUUCAUGGGAAGAGAGCGGGAACAAAUGACAUCGGCCAAGGACAUGUGUAGACGCUGCAGAAAGGCGUUUCUUUUAAAAAUAAAACACAAAAUUAUUCCACAUCAGA
Molecule: messenger RNA, 787 nt
Organism: Gallus gallus (chicken)
Lineage: Eukaryota; Metazoa; Chordata; Aves; Galliformes; Phasianidae
Product: sperm-associated antigen 4 protein-like
Exons: 7
Coding region: 27-731 (234 amino acids)
Biological process (GO): nuclear envelope organization
Cellular component (GO): nuclear envelope; meiotic nuclear membrane microtubule tethering complex
Molecular function (GO): protein-membrane adaptor activity
Source: RefSeq, a predicted model, not a curated record